Molecule: messenger RNA, 2061 nt
Organism: Myotis lucifugus (little brown bat)
Lineage: Eukaryota; Metazoa; Chordata; Mammalia; Chiroptera; Vespertilionidae
Gene: MON1A
Product: MON1 homolog A, secretory trafficking associated
Exons: 6
Coding region: 264-1931 (555 amino acids)
Biological process (GO): protein targeting to vacuole; vesicle-mediated transport
Source: RefSeq, a predicted model, not a curated record
GCCAAGAGGCUGGAGCCGGGCCUCCGCGGGGAGAGGCGGGCGAGGGCCGGCUUCCUGGGCCGGCGGCCGGGCGACGGGCGGUGGGCGGGGGCGGUGGUCCGCGCUGUGGCCAUGUCGGUGUCCACAGGGUGUCGUGGCCCCGCGAACCUGCGCUCUCAGUCCCGGCCCGGCCCGAUCCCGGUGCCCUCCCGGGGGUCCGGCAGAGGGCAGUGACCGGCGAUCUGUGCGUCCGGGGGCCCCGGAGAAACCGGAGGCCCGAGGGGAUGGCCGCUGACAUGCAGAGGAAGAGAAGCAGCGAGUGCCCCCACGGCACCUUGGCUCCUGCCGAUGGGCAGAGUGUGGAGAGAGCCGAGAGCCCCACCCCGGGGCUGGCCCAGGGAAUGGAGCCAGGUGCCGGGCAGGAGGGUGCCAUGUUCGUCCACGCCCGUUCCUACGAGGACCUGACUGAGCCGGAGAAUGGGGCGGCUCCUGGGGAGAGCCCCGAGGAGGGUGCCGGGGGGCCACCCCCGCUGCCUGCGGACAUGCGCCAGAUCAGCCAGGACUUCAGUGAGCUGAGCACCCAGCUGACAGGCGUGGCCCGGGACCUGCAGGAGGAGAUGCUGCCAGGAAGCUCCGAGGACUGGGCGGAACCCCCGGGGGCCUCCGCGAGACCGGCCACAGAGUCCCCCAGGGAGGGCGCGGGAGACGGGGACGAGGAGGAGGCCGCGGAGGCCUGGCGGCUGCACCAGAAGCAUGUGUUCGUGCUGAGCGAGGCGGGGAAGCCCGUGUACUCCCGCUACGGGUCCGAGGAAGCCCUGUCCAGCACCAUGGGGGUCAUGGUGGCCCUGGUGUCCUUCCUGGAGGCCGACAAGAACGCCAUUCGCUCCAUCCACGCGGAUGGCUACAAGGUUGUGUUCGUGCGCCGGAGCCCCCUGGUGCUGGUGGCGGUGGCGCGCACGCGGCAGUCGGCGCAGGAGCUGACGCAGGAGCUGCUCUACAUCUACUACCAGAUCCUCAGCCUCCUCACGGGCGCGCAGCUGAGCCACAUCUUCCAGCAGAAGCAGAACUACGACCUGCGGCGCCUGCUCUCGGGCUCGGAGCGCAUCACCGACAACCUGCUGCAGCUCAUGGCGCGGGACCCCAGCUUCCUGAUGGGCGCGGCGCGCUGCCUGCCCCUGGCGGCGGCCGUGCGGGACGCGGUGAGCGCCAGCCUGCAGCAGGCCCGCGCGCGCAGCCUCGUCUUCUCCAUCCUGCUCGCCCGCAACCAGCUCGUGGCGCUCGUGCGGCGCCGGGACCAGUUCCUGCACCCCAUCGACCUGCACCUGCUCUUCAACCUCAUCAGCUCCUCCUCGUCCUUCCGCGAGGGCGAGGCCUGGACGCCCGUGUGCCUGCCCAAGUUCAACGCGGCCGGCUUCUUCCACGCGCACAUCUCCUACCUGGAGCCCGACGCCGACCUGUGCCUGCUGCUCGUGUCCACGGACCGCGAGGACUUCUUCGCCGUGUCCGACUGCCGCCGCCGCUUCCAGGAGCGCUUGCGGCGGCGCGGGGCCCACGUGGCGCUGCGGGAGGCGCUGCGCACGCCCUACUACAGCGUCGCCCAGGUGGGCAUCCCCGACCUGCGCCACUUCCUCUACAAGUCCAAGAGCUCCGGACUCUUCACCAGCCCUGAAAUGGAGGCCCCGUACAGCAGUGAGGAGGAGCAGGAGCGGCUGCUGGGCCUCUACCAGUACCUGCACAGCCGAGCCCACAACGCGUCCCGCCCCCUCAAGACCAUCUACUACACAGGCCCCAACGAGAACCUCCUGGCCAGGGUGACAGGUGCCUUUGAGCUCUACAUGUGCUACAGCCCCCUGGGCACCAAGGCGUCCGCCGUGGACGCCAUCCAUAAGCUGAUGCGCUGGAUCCGCAAGGAAGAAGACCGCCUCUUUAUCCUGACGCCCCUCACCUACUGAUGAGGAUCCUGAGCCCGCUGGGCCGUGGGAGCACGGGAGCCAUGGGAACUCCAGGCGGGGCUGGCCCCCUCUUGCCCAGGCAGCAGGCAGGGACUGUGGGUGCGUGCAUUAAAGUGCUUUGGGGAAGACA